ACAGAGGAGAUCUGUACUCAGGUCAUUCACAAACAGCACCCAGACCCCGACUCCACCAUGAAGAUUCAAAACCCACAGAUCUUAAAGGUGAUUGCUGCUCUCUUGAAGAAUGCUCCUGUAGUAGCCGAGAGCAUGGAAGUAAGACGGAUCUUCCUUUCGGACAUGAUCAAACUCUUCAACAAUAGCCGAGAGAACCGCAGGAGUCUGUUGCAGUGCUCGGUGUGGCAGGAAUGGAUGCUGUCUCUGAGCUUUAUAAACCCAAAGAACAAUGAGGAGCAAAAGAUGACAGAGAUGGUGUACGCCAUCUUUCGCAUCCUUCUCUAUCAUGCCGUAAAGUACGAGUGGGGCGGCUGGCGUGUGUAGGUGGAUACACUCUCCAUCACACACUCCAAGGUCACCUUUGAGCAACACAAAGAAAAUCUGGCCCAUAUGUUCCAUGAAUACCAGCAGAUAGGUUCUGAGGGAGGGUCUGAAACCAGAAUCAGAUCGAUCUCUGUCACCAGCCGGGAUUCUAAUCUCCAUGCCGAUGCCAAUGGUGAGCUGCAUGCAGAAGAGACAGCUCCAUCUACUGUAAUUGAGCUACACGUGGAGGAGCAGUUUGCCAUUCAGCUUGGAGACAGUGAAGAGAGGAGGACCCAAGUCCCUGUCACAGUGUCCAAUAUUCUGGCCAGAGAAAAGGAAGAGAGACACACAGACCCAGCUGCAGCUUCACUAGAGCCACAAGAAGGGGUUGAAGGUGAAAAAGACACAACAAAACAACCAGGAAAUGAUAAUGAAAUGAGAAAUUUGGAAAACGAUCUGAAAAUGGAGGCUUACAUUGAAGGAGAACAUGAAACAAUAGAAAUAGUUAAGACUGGCAUGACGAAGGCUGAAAGAGAUUAUGGAAAGGACGUAGGGGAGGUUGAAGAGCAGAUUGAUGGAGCUGAUCUACAGAAAUGUGUAACAGAUGAUGCAAACACUGCACAGACUGCAAUGGAUGAGAACACCAAACUAGAAACCAAAGCUUUGAGGAUUUCAGAGGAAGCAGAUUGUAAAAUAUGCGAUACUGAAACUGAACUAAAUACUCAGGUAGAAGGUAAGGAGAAAGAGGCUCUCAGUACUGCCACUGAAGAUUCGUUUGAAGAAGCUACAAAAGAGAAUGAGAUUUAUGAAACCACUAAAGCUUCUGUCACAAAUGAAGAACACACUGAUAUUUCUUCAGUUAGCAACUCUGUGAAGGUCCGUGAUGACGGCUUGGAGGAGUCUUCUGCUGUUUCAGCUUCAGCCAGAGAUGGUGAAAAGGAUAACGGUGGUGCUGUGAAUAAAGAUGAAGGAAAGGAGAGAGAGAAGAUGCCAGAAACCAAACAAGAGGAAAAGUCAAUGGAAAAAGACACACGAGAUGAGAAGGACCUCUCCAAGGCAAAGGAAACCAAUGAUGCACCAGCCCCCAUGGUGGAGGUAGAUUUGAACACAGAGGGUCAGAGUGCAGAGCCACGAGCCACAGUGAGUCAGCCUAUUGAGGCAGAAAAGACCACAGAAGCCACAGCACCUCCUACAGAGGUAGCAGAGGCCACUACAGAGAUUAUUCAGGAUGUUGGGACCAACCAUGACACUCUGAAGGCAGUAGUGACUGAGAACUCAGCAACUAAAAUCAAAGAGAUUAAAAUAGCUAGACUGGAUGUGUCAAGUGUAGCCUCUGAUACAGAGAGAGUGGAGCUGAAGGAGACAUCAACAACAAACCUGACCCAAAACCAAGCAGCUGCCACAAGUUCCUUAGGUCAGGGCAACGGGAGCUCGUCUUCUGCAUGGUCCACCAUGUUCCAUAUCCCAAAGUUCAAGUGGUCUCAUGUGCACCAGCGUCUUCUGACAGAUCUGCUCUUCUCCAUUGAGACAGAUGAACAGAUGUGGAGAAGUCAUUCGACUAAGACUGUAAUGGACUUUGUGAACAGCAGUGAGAAUGUGGUGUUUGUGCACAACACUGUCCAUCUCGUCUCUCAGGUGGUGGACAACCUCAUCAUGGCCUGCGGAGGAAUCCUUCCUUUGCUCUCUGCAGCCACCUCCUCUACGCAUGAGCUGGAGAAUAUUGAGGCAUCUCAGGGUUUGGCUGUGGAGGCAUCACUGAUGUUCUUGCAGAGGCUUAUCAAUCUAGUGGACGUGCUCAUCUUCGCCAGUUCACUCACCUUCACAGAAAUCGAGGCAGAGAAGAACAUGUCCUCUGGAGGAAUCCUAAGACAAUGCCUACGUUUGGUGUGUGCGAUGGCUGUGAAUAACUGUCUGGAAUGUCAGCACCACACUCUGGGUAAGUCUGAUGCAGAGAGCAGCCGUGGACAGCAAAGCCUUCUGGGAGCCGUCAAGUCUAUACCAGCACAGCGCGGUCUAAAUAGUCCUGUGGACAUUGUAACUGGAGGGAUGUCUCCUUUUAGAGAUUUAGACCGACUGCUGCAGGACAUGGACAUCAAUCGUCUACGUGCUGUGGUGUUCAGAGGCAUAGAGGACAGUAAACAGGCUCAGUUCCUGGCCCUGGCAGUGGUCUACUUCAUUUCCGUGCUCAUGGUGUCCAAAUAUAGGGACAUCCUGGAGCCACACAAUGACAAACACAUCCAGCGCACACAGUCAGUCAGAAGCACAGAAAGUGUUCAGUCUGAUCUCGAGAAUGGUUUGUCAGCACGCCGACGAGACUUUAACAUGGAAGAUGAGAAGUCCUCCAUCAUCCCUAGUGAUGCUGACACACGAACCGGGCCAGACACUGUAGACAGCAAAGGGAAAAACAUCAAUAUGAGGGAUAUUUUGAGAAGCCUCGUUAGCGCACCAUCUGACGACAUCAUGGUGGACCCCAACCUCUUACCACCAGUCUUUCUGGGUGCGGUCGGGGAUGCCUCCCAUGAUCCAUCUGUCCAGUUCCACUCCUUUGACAGGAGUGUCGUUGUUGCACCCAAAAAGGUGGGCGUGGCUCCUUCACCUAGAAUGAGCACAGUCUCCGCCUCUGCUUCCGUCCCAUUAGAUACUGCUGCAUCCUCAGGUGGGACUCCAGUCAAGAGUGUAUCAGAGGUAUCUGCAGGUGAUACUGUCGAGAGCACAGAGUCUGCCACGGGAGGAACCAGCAUCAGUCUGCCAUCUGUCCCUGCUUUAUCCCCAAUGACCCAGAGCUCAGCCACCAGCAUGAGUAUCUCCGAGAGGUUGGAAAAUGCUCUGGAGAAGGCGGCUCAUUUACUCAGAGAGAUGUUUGUGGAUUUUGCACCAUUCCUCUCACGCACGCUGCUGGGCAGUUACGGGCAGGAGCUGCCCAUCGAGGGCACAAGUCUGGUGUGUAUGAAAUCCAGCAGUUCUGUGGUUGAAUUGGUCAUGUUGCUGUGUUCUCAGGAGUGGCAGAAUUCCAUCCAGAAGAACGCGGGCUUGGCUUUCAUCGAGCUUGUGAACGAGGGCAGGCUGCUGAGCCACACCAUGAAAGACCAUCUGGUGCAUGUUGCUAAUGAAGCCGAGUUUAUUCUGAGCCGCCAGAGAGCAGAGGACAUCCAAAAACACGCUGAGUUUGAGUCUCAAUGUGCCCAGUACACCGCUGAGAAACGUGAUGAGGAGAAGAUGUGUGAUCACCUGAUCAGGGCGGCCAAGUACCGAGAUCACGUCACUGCCACCCAGCUUAUCCAGAAGAUCGUGAACAUCCUGAUAGACAAGCAUGGGGCAUGGUCUCCACCAUCAGUCAGCAGACCGCGGGAGUUCUGGCGCCUGGACUACUGGGAGGAUGACCUGAGGAGACGUCGGCGCUUCAUCAGGAACCCGAUUGGGUCCACACACUCUGAGGCCACGCUCAAGGCUGCAGCAGAGCAUGCUCCAGAGGAAGACGUUCUGAAAGGCAAACAGUCCAUCAGGAGUUCAGUGCUGGGGAAUCUAAACUUCGAGACCGAGCUGCUCCUGGAGGAUGAUGACACUCUCUCAUCCCUGGAGGAGAAAGACCUGGAGAACCUAACAGGGCCUGUUAACCUGAGCACUAGCGCACAGCUGGUUGCACCCGCUGUAGUGGUAAAAGGCACACUGUCCAUCACAGCCCUGCAGUUAUACUUUGAAGUGGAUGAGGAAGACCCGAGCUUUAAGAACACUGAUCCCAAGAUCUUGGCAUACACUGAGGGUUUGCAUGGAAAAUGGCUGUUCACAGAGAUCAGAGCAGUUUUCUCUCGGCGAUAUCUGCUUCAGAACACUGUGCUGGAGGUCUUUAUGGCCAACAGGACUGCGGUCAUGUUCAACUUCCCCGAUGCAGCCACAGUAAAGAAGGUUGUGCAUUGUCUCCCCAGAGUUGGAGUCGGCACCAAUUUUGGCCUUCCUCAGACCAGACGUAUCUCUCUGGCCAGCCCUAAACAGCUCUACAAGGCCUCCAGCAUGACCCAGCGCUGGCAGAGACGAGAGAUCUCCAACUUUGAGUACCUAAUGUUCCUCAACACCAUCUCUGGCCGUACUUUUAAUGAUCUGAACCAGUAUCCCGUGUUCCCCUGGGUAAUCACCAACUACGAGAGUGAAGAUCUGGACCUCACCCUGCCCAGCAACUACAGAGAUAUGUCCAAGCCUAUUGGUGCACUCAACCCAAAGAGGGCUGCAUUCUUCUCAGAACACUUUGAGUCAUGGGAGGAUGAGCAGGUGCCCAAAUUCCACUACGGCACACACUAUUCCACUUCCAGCUUUACUCAGAUGUGGCUUCUCAGGAUUGAGCCUUUUACAACAUUCUUCUUGAAUUUCCAAGGUGGAAAAUUUGACCACGCAGAUCGCACAUUCUCUUCUGUGUCCAGAGCUUGGAGAAACUGCCAGAGUGACACAUCUGACGUGAAGGAGUUGAUACCUGAGUUCUGUUACCUCCCAGAAAUGUUUGUCAACUCCAGUAAUUACAACCUGGGAGUGAUGGAUGAUGGGACGGUGGUGUCAGAUGUGGAGCUUCCACCCUGGGCCAAGAGUCCUGAGGAGUUCAUACGCAUCAACCGACUUGCCCUGGAGAGUGAGUUUGUGUCGUGUCAGCUGCACCAGUGGAUUGAUCUGAUAUUCGGAUACAAGCAGCAGGGACCUGAGGCCAUCAGAGCUCUUAAUGUCUUCUACUACCUGACCUAUGAAGGAGCGGUCAACCUCAGCUCCAUAUCUGACCCCCUGCUCAGAGAGGCGGUGGAGUCUCAAAUCAGAAGUUUUGGGCAGAUGCCCUGCCAGCUGCUAAUUGAACCCCGCAGCUCUGCCAUGCAGGUGACCCCACUGAUGUUCACAGAGCAGAUGCAGCAGGAUGUCAUUAUGGUCCUAAAUUUCCCAUCCAACUCGCCUGUCACCCAUGUGGCUGCCAACACCGUCACCGUCACCGUCACCGCCAACCGCCUCUUCGCUGUCAAUAAGUGGCAUGGACUUACUGGUCAUCAAGGCUUCUCUGUGCAAGACCAGCAGUACCAGUUACCAGUGGAGAUUGACCCUUUGAUAGCCAGUAAUGUGGGCACUCACAGGAGGCAGGUCUCAGAUCUGUUAGAUCAGAGUAUCCAGGUAAAUGCUCAAUGUUUUGUCAUCAUGGCUGACAACCGAUUCAUCAUGCUCUGCGGCUUCUGGGACAAGAGCUUUUGCGUGUGCUCCACUGAUACAGGUAAACUGACACAGAUUGUGUUUGGGCAUCUUGAUGUGGUGACGUGUCUGGCCCGCUCUGAGUCAUACAUUGGUGGAGACUGUUACAUUCUCUCCAGCUCCAGAGACGCCACACUUCUACUCUGGUACUGGAAUGGCAAGCACAGCAGCAUCGGAGAGAACCCUGGGACAGAGUUUGUGACUCCUCGGGCAAUCUUGACGGGUCAUGACUAUGAGGUGACAUGUGCAAGUGUGUGUGCUGAGCUGGGACUGAUAAUCAGUGGGUGCAGAGAGGGUCCGUGUCUGAUCCACUCUAUGAACGGUGACCUGUUGAGGACUUUAGAGGGUCCAGGCGGCUACAUGCAGCCAUGUUUGGUUCUGUCUUCCACCGAGGGUCACUGUGUCAUUUAUUAUGACAAGGGCCACUUCUGUGUUUUCAGCAUCAACGGAAAACUCCUGGGACACAUGGAGGUGGAGGAUAACAUCAAGGCAAUGUUGCUGAGUAAAGAUGGACAGUAUCUGCUCUCUGGAGGAGAUGGAGGAGUUCUUUCUGUGUGGCAGAUUCAUGAUCUCAAACAGCUAUUCUCGUACCCAGGAUGUGAUGCUGGAAUCCGCUCCAUGGCUAUGUCACAUGACCAAAGAUGCAUCAUCACUGGUAUGGCAUCAGGUAGCAUUGUUCUCUUCUACAAUGACUUUAACAGAUGGCACCAUGAAUACCAAACUAGAUACUGACUUAAUGACAACACAGAGUGAACACAGCAACCAUGACAAUGAAACAGACAGAGCAAAGCCACUCUGCCAUUUUUCAAAAAGGCACUAAUACCAAUAGUCAUGAAUGUAUUCUACAUAUUUAAAGACAUUUUUUUAUAUAUAUAUUUUGUAGAUCUUUGGAUUUCUUAUUAUAUUAAUCCAAGGAAGAGGUUAUACUGUACACCUAAUAUUUGAAAAUAUGGGUCUGAGUAGGCAAUAGCUACAGUAAAUGACUACAGUAUAUUUACAUCUAGUGGCCAUUGAAUUUAAUAGAUUGCUUGUGUACUUUUGGGU
Molecule: messenger RNA, 6597 nt
Organism: Myxocyprinus asiaticus (Chinese sucker)
Lineage: Eukaryota; Metazoa; Chordata; Actinopteri; Cypriniformes; Catostomidae
Product: lipopolysaccharide-responsive and beige-like anchor protein
Biological process (GO): intracellular protein localization
Cellular component (GO): membrane; cytosol
Molecular function (GO): protein kinase binding
Source: RefSeq, a predicted model, not a curated record